Phytomonas sp. Hart1 is the source of this 1064-nucleotide messenger RNA. The record is from the annotation of a GenBank genome assembly. Lineage: Eukaryota; Euglenozoa; Kinetoplastea; Trypanosomatida; Trypanosomatidae.
ACUAUUUAAAUAGGAUUUAUACAUUGAUAUAAAUCAUGUGGUCUAUUGUACGCCUCCCAUUUUGGCGAAGUCAUCGGUUCUUGUUAACUGUCUUUAAAAAUACACGUUGGGACAUUUCUUUUACAUCAAGAAGUCACACAAUCCUUCGUCAUUCCGGAACCAAAUCUCUUACCUCUUCAUUGCCUCCGCAUUCGAGAAGAAGAAAAAAUAGUCAAGUGUCUGCAGUGAAGAAACUCUCUCAGAGGCCUAAUAUCAAGAAAAAGGAGGUUCCAACAAAUACAACUGCAAAAAAUAGUUCAACACCCGCUGAGCGUUUGACUUGUCUAGUAGGAGCGAGUCUACUUGAAGAUGAAGAGACUCAGUUGACAGAAGCCGAUGUGCGAUUGGCUAUGCGGACGUUGAUGGAGCAGCACCUUUCACAAAAAAGCAUUUUGAACCGGAUAGCCGAUCAGAACAUGAAGAGACGGCUGAAAUUGGAAGAAAUUGCCAAUGCAUCUCGUCUUAGACGUAUCGAAGAGAAGACCAAUAACUCCUUGAAACUUCUAAGUGCAGAUAGAGCAACAUUAGGCGAUGGUAUUCUGCCACUCUUCAGUCAACAUCGAAGCAACACAUCAGUUUUGGCAAAAGACACCAAUUCUUCAUAUAACAUGACUGAUUGGCGCGCAUAUAAUCCGGUAUCAGGUUGUUCUCCUGACGAAAUUUCCACCACUGAAGAAGAAAAAGUGAGCAAUGAGUGGGAGUAUAAAACCCUAGAAUCGUUAUGUGAACCGAAUUUAUCCGUGUACGACUCGGAGAGCGACAUACGUAUCCGAAGCGAGGACGCCUUGCGUGAAGAACAAGCGAUAGCCCAGUCAGAAGCUGCUGGUGUCGUUUUUGAAGACGACGACAUGGAUGUAAAAGAUGGAGUAACCCGUAGUGUGUCCCCAAAGAGUAUAACAAGCGGCAACAAGGCCUUGAAAAGUAGACCAAUCACCCCGAUUUCCACCAGCAUGCUACAUUACGAUAUAACAGGUGAAGAAGAUGCAGAUUUUCCAGUUCAUAUCUAUGAGGAAGACAAUGAUUGA